This is a messenger RNA of Pocillopora verrucosa, 3850 nucleotides long. The record is from RefSeq and is a predicted model, not a curated record. Lineage: Eukaryota; Metazoa; Cnidaria; Anthozoa; Scleractinia; Pocilloporidae.
ACUUGUAAAUGAGCUCUUUUAGCGUUGUCAUGCAAAAUAGGUCACAACUCCUUCCGCGAAAGGCGAUGGAAGUUUUGUUGAUUCGUGAAUUUGCAGCAUGACAUGAGCCUGAAAACUAGAUGAAGGCAACAUUCAGACGGCUUUACUUGGUUGAUGGCUCGCACUCAUGGCUCAUGGCGAUUCUCGGGUUGUUGUGAGCGGAGGAAUCAUACUGAACAAGUUUCGAAGAUUCUUGGAGCGACUGUCUCAAGAAAUCGAGGAAGACCAGUUACAAGGCUUUAAAUUUAUACUGCAGGGAUCCAUCCCGUCAGGACAUCUGGAGGAGUGUAGCAAACCAAGAGAUUUGUUUUCAAAAAUGUUACAACAGGGUAUCUUGGGAGAGGACAACUUAGACAACCUUGAGAAACUUUUAACGGACGUUAAAAGGCUCGAUCUUGUGAAACGUGUAAGAGCUUAUAGACAGAGUGAAUCACCAGCUGUGGAGCUGGUCUGCUUCUCUUUUGGUAUGCAAGCAGAUGUCAAUGUGCAACAAAACCUUGUGCACAGCAUGAAUGCAUUUCUGGGUUUUGAUCCCUCAGAAAUACACCUGGAAGGAAGUGAGCAAGUGGGAGUCAAUUGGUGGAAUUUAAAUUUUAAAAUCACCAAUAGGAAGGAAAUGGUAGACAGCCUUCGAUGGGCUGCCAUUCACAAACUCCCUUGGCUUAACCAUUGCGGGGUCAAAGCAGUGAGAAUUGGCAAUGAAUCUCAAAUUCUAUUGCAGCCAAUUACACGCUCACUCUCUUUAAUCACUCCAGAUUGCAAUCACAAUGACAACAACCUGGACCUGAUUCUAGUUGUUGACUGUGCUUUAUCAAAUCCAGUGCUGUUAGGACGUCUGAAGACUCAACUGAGGCACCUGAUCAAUGAUAUUUUUGACAAUUUCCAUCUCAGACUGGCACUCAUCAGUUACCAAAACCAUCAAAGGCAUCCACGCCCUGGAAUGCGAUCUGGUGAUCCUGGAAUCAAUAACACAGCACUCAUACAGAAAUUUACAGACAGAAAGGAUACUAUGAAAGAAACCAUAGAAAGCCUGCGUCGCCUUGGGAGGCCAGGUGGAACAAGAGGGCUGGCAGAUGGACUGGCACUAGCAGUCCAACUCAGUGAAGUUGGCGGCGAUAGUAACAACUUAAAGUGUCGCAAAAAUGCCAUCAAAGUCUGCAUAUUACUGCCCAUAUUGGAUCAAAGAAAAACUCUUGAAAAUUUUCAGUGUGAACAUGGCCAUGAUGUAAUGAAGCUCUGUCAUCAGCUUACAAAGAAUUAUGUCACUCUUCAUACUAUUGUGAUCUCCCAGCCAGAGCCAGCAUACAUUCCAGACCCAGCACAUGACUUAGUGACCGACUUUUUCACAGGAAUUUCCCUAAAGACAGGUGGUAAAUUUUUCCAGAUACCCGAUGUCAAAUUUAUUUCUGAGGUUGCCAAGUAUAUAAUUGCUGCAAAUAUCUCUGAGGAACAUCUCUUUGGCACUGCCUAUGACAUUGUUAUUGAGGAAAUCAGAAAGACAGAAGGUGGAGAUGUCUCCCUAGAAGAUCUGAAUAUUAAACUUCAAGAGGGCCUUAAUCAAAGAUCUUUUCGUGUCAGUCGUGUGCUAUUCAAUGGACAAUUGGCCCUUGGACCAGCUACAAAGUUGGCAAAGAAAUUCUCACUGGAUGAAGACUUCCCUAGUGCUUGUGAUACAUUUCAGUCUGCUCUGGAAAAAAGGCAUCAAUCUACCCGUAACAUUGUUGCAGCACCUGGAACACCAAGUGAUGUUGCUAUGGAGGAAGCACAAACUACCACCUUGCAAUUUUCAUUAUUAACUGAUUGUGUAAUAACCACUGAAGUCUCAGAGAGGAUAAUCCAGAGAGUUGUUCAACGGAGAUUCUGACCUGGAUAAUGAUUAAGGCAUAAAAUUUUAAUUCUGUAUCUGGCAUACAUGUAUGCAAAUCAGCUGGUUAACAUAGAGGUAUGCUACAUUUUGUAUCUGUAUGCAGUAUUCACCCAAGCAAAUUCUACUUCUUUGUAAGAGUCUAGUCAAUGCAUUUUCAAAUAUUAUUUCAAAGAUGGAGAAAACUCCAUUAGGAUGCCACAUAGUGGAAGAAAUAUUUUAAAAUCUUAAUACUUAAGAUAUUUGUUAGAAUAUUGUUGGCUAGUCAUAAGGUAUGCAAUUCAAUGCACCUUAUAACGAUAUUCCACUCUUGUGAUGUAGUUCAUAUGGUUCAGUUUUACCCUUGGUUCAAAUGUAAUUAUCCUUUGUUUCAAAUGAAUUUGCAUCUAUUCAAUAUUUUUGAAAAAGAAAAAAAAAGGAAAAUUUAAUGCAAACCAAGGAGAAAAUUGAUGGAAAGCUCCACAGUAUUCUGACUGUGAAAUACCAGUAACUUUUUUGAAAUGUCAGGUGUACCACAAGUAAGAGUUUAAUGUUUGACUAACUAAUACCUUAACAUGAAAACCAGAAGAUGCCAGUUCACAGUCAGCGCUUACAUGACCAACAAGAUCCCCCUUCUGAAAGAGGGGAGAGGAGUGGUUGACAUGCACCCUGGGAUUUCUUUUAGCCAUCACUCUUGAUAGUUUAGUAAAUUGAGAAUCUUAUUUCUUAACUUUCUAAACUAAGACCUUUCAUAUCUUAUUAUUAGCUGCACUUUUUAUGUUGUGGUGCAAAUAGCCAAAGGAAGCCUAAGCAUGAGAAUGCAAGGGAUAAUUAAGUUAUAAAACAUUUAUUGUCCACUGGACACUAAAAAGUAUUUAAGCAAUAGACUGCACUUUCUAUGUAUCAGUCUUGCAAAAAUCCACGUACGAUUUUGGGAAAACACAUGAAAAAUUUGUAAAUUGUGAAAUGGAGACAAGUGAUUAACAAAUUUUUUUAAGUGUUCUUCUAACAUUCCUUGUGGAUUAUUAUGCAGGUAAACUAACAGAGAGCGCGGCCUUUUGCUUUUUUUUUAUGAAAUAAACUGAAAGCAGAACAUAGUUUUCUGAUUAUUUAAACAAAGGUUAGCCAUUAUUUAACAAAACCACAUCCUAAACAAUCCUCAAUUUUUCUGGACUUUUUAUCUGAGCAUUUACUUUUUGUGAACAGUAUAAAGAGGGCUGAAAGCUAAUAGCAGAAGGGCAUUUGUAUAAUUAAAUCAACCGUCUUAUAUACUUUAGAAUGCCUGUGGUGCACUGAAUGUAUAAAACUGUGGUUUGGGUUAGACCUUGUUUAAAUAACCGGCCCAGUACGUUUCAAUUUUUCUAUGGGCUUGUCAGUGCAAUGAAUGAUAGGACUGAAUUUCCGAGAAAUCAAUCAUCUAUAUACAAUUUUAAUAGUGUGUAAAAUUGGACUAAGACACAGUUUAUGGCUGCAGCUGCAUUAUAUCUGGAACUUAGAAGGAAUAUGCCUGAAAAAAGUUUCUUUUUUUUUGUGAAUGAUGUCAGCCAAAUGUAUCCAAAGUUAAAUUGUAUAUCCUUGAUUUUAUAGCUGUUAUGUUACUUUGUAAGAAUUGACAUACUUUGAUUUCAUGUAAAUAUAACAAAAAUGUACAAAAGUUUGGAAUGAAGAGAUUACAUUAUAUAGUCUUACAUAUUACCCAAUAUCUAUUUUUAUUACAUUUUUGCUUCCAUUUUUGUCAUACAUAAGGGCUGUAUAUUUUAGUGCAGUGAUGGGUAUCAAAUGUCAUUGGAGGAGGAUGUUACUUUAAACACAUCUUAAAAAGCAUAUCUUCAUAUCUUAAAAAUCCAUUGUGGGAAAGUACCAUAGGUAGUGUUCAAAGAAAGCUUUUAUUGUCUUGGUCUAAUUUUAAAAUAAAUAUUUAAGGAUACAGUGCUAACAAGCCAAUUGCACUACUAAAAUUUUUAACAG